GAGGGGCCGGAAGCACAUGCUGGCGCGCUGUUACUUGUGUUGUUAUCAUCUGUGACAUGUAGCUAGAAGGUGUGGGGGAUUUGUACAUAUUAUAUUAUUUUUAUUUUUUCAUAAAAAGUAGUGUAAGCUAUCAACAAUGUCAGCAACCGUGGCAACGCCUGUUUCCCCAACGGAGCAGGACACUGACCGGUGUGGGAGUGAAGAAGAGAUCCGUGCGACCGAGGCGGAGGACAGCAGCCAGCAACAGACAGGCCCCGUUGCCGCCGUGAGCCAUAGCCGGCCGUCCAAACUCCCGCUGGCACGCAUCAAGGCUUUGAUGAAGACGGACCCAGAUGUAUCCCUCGCCAGUCAGGAGUCUGUGUUCAUAAUCGCAAAAGCCACGGAGUUGUUUGUGGAAAUGAUUGCAAAAGAUGCACUGGUCUAUGCCCAGCAAGGGAAGAGGAAAACUUUGCAAAGAAAAGACUUGGACAACGCAAUAGGGGCCAUAGAUGAGUUUGCAUUUCUUGAAGGCACACUAGAUUAAAAACCAAUCAGCACAUUGAAUUUCUGCAGCCAUUCAAGUUAUUUUAUUAUCCAACAAGUCACUGUGGAACGUUCUGGUACUUUUCUAAGUCAAACUCACAAAUGGGAUCUUUAUAAAUGUUUUUAUACAAUAGGCCCUCAACAUGUUUCUUAAUUUGGAAGACAUUAAUGGUAAUAUGUAUAUUUCUAUGUAAAUAUUUGUGAAAUACUACCAUAUAAUGAAAUAAAUGUAUGUUUUAAAGAAACAGUUUCAGCACAAUUAUUGAUACUGAUUCAUGUAGUCAGUGUACAAGCUCUUAGGGCCUUGAAUUGUUUCGUAUCUAAAA
Messenger RNA from Melanotaenia boesemani (Boeseman's rainbowfish), 848 nucleotides. It is a transcript of the gene pole4, whose product is annotated as polymerase (DNA-directed), epsilon 4, accessory subunit. NCBI's taxonomy places the organism in Eukaryota, Metazoa, Chordata, Actinopteri, Atheriniformes, Melanotaeniidae. Gene Ontology annotation, cellular component: nucleus; epsilon DNA polymerase complex. Gene Ontology annotation, molecular function: protein heterodimerization activity. The record is from RefSeq and is a predicted model, not a curated record. The transcript is spliced from 4 exons. The coding region runs from base 137 to 523 and encodes 128 amino acids.